AUGACCUGCCAUAAGCAGAAAGUCAAGGCACCGAAUGCUUGUGAUUGGCGGAAGCGGCGCCUCCCACCAUCGAUCCAGGCAUCUAGCUCCGGCACCAUCACAUGGAGCCAUGUGUACACCUUCCGAGUGUGGUCUGUAUCAAGCUCCGCAGCUCCUAUGAUAGCGUCUACCAGGGACACUGCUGCAGCAUCUGCUUUACGCAGCAGACAAGCCAACCAUGUAAGGACGCACGGAGAUUAG
Messenger RNA from Parastagonospora nodorum SN15, 240 nucleotides. RefSeq lists its product as hypothetical. The transcript has 2 exons. Lineage: Eukaryota; Fungi; Ascomycota; Dothideomycetes; Pleosporales; Phaeosphaeriaceae. Bases 1 to 240 code for a protein of 79 amino acids. The record is from RefSeq and is a predicted model, not a curated record.